UAAAUGACUAAAUCCAGAAGCAACGCUGGCUCCUCGGCGUGCUCGGACCCCAGAUCACGAAUGGAGGACGCCUACGUCGUCGUCUACCUCGGCGUAGCUCUCGUGUCACUCCUCGUCGUGCUCGCCGGCCGCAGGCGCUGGGGCGCGCGCGGUGAUGGUGCCGCCGACGGCCUGCGCCUGCCGCCGGGGCCGUGGCAGCUGCCGGUGAUCGGGAGCCUGCACCACCUCGCCCUCGCCGGGCAGCUCCCUCACCGCGCGAUGCGCGACCUGGCGCGGCGCCACGGGCCGGCCAUGCUGCUGCGGCUCGGCGAGGUGCCCACGCUGGUGGUGUCGUCCCGGAAGGGCGCGCGCGAGGUGAUGAGGACCCACGACACGGCGUUCGCGACGCGGCCGCUGAGCGCCACCAUGCGCGUGCUCACCAACGGCGGCCGGGACAUCAUCUUCGCGCCCUACGGGGACUACUGGCGGCAGCUCCGGAAGAUCGCCGUCGCGGAGCUCCUCACCGCGCGCCGCGUCCUCUCCUUCCGCGCCAUCCGCGAGGAGGAGGUCGCCGCCGCGCUCCGCGGCGUCGCCGAGGCCGCGGCGGCCGCGCGCCCCGUGGAGAUGCGCGUGCUGCUGGCCGCCCUCGUGGCGGACAGCACGGUGCGCGCCGUGCUGGGCGACCGGUGCCGGGAGCGCGACGCGUUCCUCCGGGCGCUCGACCGCUCCAUGCAGCUCGCGGCCGGCUUCAACCCGGCCGACCUGUGGCCUUCGUCGCGGCUCGCCGCGCGGCUCAGCAGCGCCGUGCGCCGCGCCGGGGAGUGCCGCGACACCGUGUACGGCAUCCUCGACGGCGUCGUCCAGGAGCACCUGGAGAGGAUGAGCGGCGGCGGAGGUCACGACGAGGACCUGCUCUACGUGCUGCUGAGGAUCCAGAAGGAAGGCGCGCUCCAGUUUCCGCUCGACAUGGACGUCAUCAAGUCCGUCAUCUUCGACGUAUUCGGCGCUGGCAGCGAGACAUCAGCUACAACGCUGGAGUGGGCCAUGGCGGAGCUGGUCAAGAACCCAAGGGUCAUGCAAAAGGCAACGGCGGAGUUGCGGCAAACCUUCCAUGCCCGUGGUACCGUGACCGAGCAUGCUCUAACAGAGCUCACCUAUCUACACCUUGUCAUCCGAGAGACGUUGCGACUACACACACCCCUGCCGUUGUUGCUCCCGCGCGAGUGCCAGGAAUCAUGCCAGGUGUUGGGAUACGAUGUGCCACGUGGAACGCAAGUGAUCGUCAACGUCUGGGCAUUGGGCCGCGACGAGCGCUACUGGCCCGACGCGCCUGAGGAGUUCCGGCCAGAACGGUUCGAGGGGCAAGCGGCGUCGGACUUUGGGGGUGGUGACUUUGCGUUCCUUCCAUUUGGCGCUGGCCGGCGGAUGUGCCCUGGGAUGGCGUUCGGCCUUGCCAACGUUGAGCUCGCGCUCGCGAGCCUGCUCUUCCACUCCGACUGGGAGUGGGCAGGGCCAGGCUCGGAGCUCGACAUGACCGAAGCAUUCGGCCUCACCGCCCGGCUUAAGAACAAGCUUCUAUUGCGCCCUGUUCUCCGUGUGCCUGUUCCCAGAAUCUAGUUGAUAUACAAACUGUAAUAGUUGGAUGUAUAUAGUAAAGCUGUAACUAUGCUCACAUGGGAGAUAAACUGCAUAGCCUUCUGGUGUAGCAUAUAAUAACGGAUACAACAAACCAAUUCUUGUAAACAUAGAAGCAUCAGUAGAGUACAGACACCAUCGCCAACUAAGAUUGGAACCACAUAUACAGAGGACUUGGUUGAAAACAAAGCAUUCUCUUUUCAA
This is a messenger RNA of Triticum aestivum (bread wheat), 1818 nucleotides long. RefSeq names its product dolabradiene monooxygenase. The coding region runs from base 4 to 1596 and encodes 530 amino acids. The record is from RefSeq and is a predicted model, not a curated record. Gene Ontology annotation, molecular function: heme binding; oxidoreductase activity, acting on paired donors, with incorporation or reduction of molecular oxygen; monooxygenase activity. The transcript is spliced from 2 exons. NCBI's taxonomy places the organism in Eukaryota, Viridiplantae, Streptophyta, Magnoliopsida, Poales, Poaceae.